UUUGUUGUCAUUCAAGCGGGGAUAUUAUCAACCUCAAACAGUGAUGACUGAAGGGAAGAGUCUGGAGAAACCUGAGGAGAGGAGAGGGAGGCUAACUGCUGUACUGGCUUUGGCCACCCUCAUAUCAGCCUUUGGAUCUUCCUUCCAGUAUGGCUACAACGUAGCUGUUGUGAACUCUCCAUCGCUGUUUAUGAAGCAGUUUUACAACACCACCUACCUGGAGCGUUACGGACGACCAAUGGAAGACACCUUCCUGACUCUUCUAUGGUCCCUGUCUGUGUCCAUGUACCCUCUGGGGGGCUUCCUAGGAUCUCUGCUGGUGUCACCCCUGGUCAACAAGCUGGGAAGGAAGGGAACCCUCCUCUUCAACAACAUCUUCUCCAUCGUCCCUGCCAUCAUAAUGGGAGUGAGCGAGAUUGCCAAAUCAUACGAGAUUAUCAUCUUUGCUCGAGUUUUAGUGGGCAUCUGUGCAGGGCAGUCAUCCAAUGUUGUCCCCAUGUACCUGGGAGAGCUGGCCCCUAAGAACAUGCGGGGUGCGAUUGGCAUCGUGCCCCAGCUCUUCAUCACCGUAGGCAUCCUCAGUGCCCAGGUUCUGGGCAUCAGAAACAUCCUGGGAAACAGCACAGGCUGGCCGUUGAUGCUGGGCCUGACAGGCAUCCCUGCCCUGGUAGAGCUGCUGCUCCUGCCCUUCUUCCCUGAGAGCCCCAGGUACUUGCUCAUCCAGAAGGGGGAUGAGAGGACCGCCAAGAGAGACCUGCAGCGCCUACGAGGCUGGGAGGACGUGGAAACCGAGCUGGAUGAGAUGCGUCUGGAGGACCAAUCAGAGCAAGCCGAAGGCAGUCUGUCGGUGUUUUCUCUCCUAUCCCAGCGCUCUCUUCGCUGGCAGCUCAUCUCCAUCAUAGUCUUGAACAUGGGCCAGCAACUGUCAGGGGUCAAUGCUAUCUAUUACUAUGCAGAUAGUAUUUAUGGCUCUGCAGGAGUAGAGGAAAAUGACAUCCAGUAUGUGACUGUCGGAACUGGGGCUGUUAAUGUUUUUAUGACCAUAACUGCGGUGUUCAUUGUGGAGGCUUCAGGGAGAAAGCUGCUCCUCCUCAUCGGCUUCGGGAUCUGCUGUGGAGCCUGUGUUGUCUUGACUGUGGCUCUCAGACUCCAGGACAGUGUGGAUUGGAUGCCCUACAUCAGCAUAGCCUGUGUCAUCAUGUACGUCAUUGGACACGCCAUUGGCCCCAGUCCCAUUCCAGUUGUGGUGACCACAGAGAUGUUCAGGCAGUCCUCCAGGUCAGCUGCGUUCAUGGUGGCAGGAUCUGUACACUGGUUGUCCAACUUCACUGUAGGACUGGUGUUCCCUUUUAUGGAGAAAGGACUUGGACCAUACAGUUUCCUCAUCUUCUCUGUGAUCUGCCUGGUUACCCUGAUUUACACCUGGCUGGUGCUCCCAGAGACCAAGAACAACACCUUCCUGGAGAUUAGCCAAAUGUUUGCCAAGAGAAACAAGGUAGAGAUCAAGCUGGGCGAUGAAAACAGUCCUACCAAUGCGACAGGAUGUCUGAAGGAAGUAGAGAUGGUCUCUACCUUCUGAGAGAGAUGUGACCACUUAUCACUUGUCAUCCGGAACCAGACACAGAACUUUAAACUCUGGUGGAAUGUGGAAUGGAAUGGACAAUAUAUCUCAAAUAAAUUAACAAUGUG
This is a messenger RNA of Hypomesus transpacificus, 1689 nucleotides long. RefSeq names its product solute carrier family 2, facilitated glucose transporter member 5-like. Gene Ontology annotation, biological process: monosaccharide transmembrane transport. Gene Ontology annotation, molecular function: hexose transmembrane transporter activity. Lineage: Eukaryota; Metazoa; Chordata; Actinopteri; Osmeriformes; Osmeridae. The record is from RefSeq and is a predicted model, not a curated record. Gene Ontology annotation, cellular component: membrane. The transcript is spliced from 13 exons. The coding region runs from base 44 to 1579 and encodes 511 amino acids.